Molecule: messenger RNA, 4969 nt
Organism: Salvelinus fontinalis (brook trout)
Lineage: Eukaryota; Metazoa; Chordata; Actinopteri; Salmoniformes; Salmonidae
Product: SWI/SNF-related matrix-associated actin-dependent regulator of chromatin subfamily B member 1-like
Exons: 9
Coding region: 1706-2704 (332 amino acids)
Biological process (GO): chromatin remodeling; regulation of transcription by RNA polymerase II
Cellular component (GO): nucleus; nuclear chromosome
Molecular function (GO): transcription coregulator activity
Source: RefSeq, a predicted model, not a curated record
AUUUAUCUAGCAAUACAGCGCAGAUAGCAUUUUGUCCAUCAGCCUGCGCCAUUGUUGUCUGUCGUGAAAGCUAGCUACAUCUCAUAGCUAGCAAAACAUCGCGCUAUGCAGAAUGAAUAAUGUCUGGCUAGUUCUCCAGCACCGUCAAGCUCGCACUCAAUUAUAGUGUAGUUUACGCUGUCUGUUGUAGUAAUAAGCACAAAAUCAAGUGAGCGUACUAUUGGCCCAUGCAAUGUCAAUGUGGACAAACUGCUUGCUAGCUAACGUUAGCCAAGUCAGGUAUUGUUGUGACAGUGUGGUCUGGGGUUGGGUGGUUCUAACAAAAACACACGACAAAUAUGAAAGGGACGAACACGAGAAAGUAAGUAAGCUAUACAGAGUCAGUGCCAAUAGCAUAUUGACAUUGUGCAGGGAUACUGGCGUGGCAGAGGUAGGCAUGUGCAGAGGUAAGGUGACUAGGCAUCAGGCUAUAUGAUUAGACAGCAGCGUAUAUUAUGUGUGUGUGUGUCAGUGUGAAUGUGUGUGAGCAAAUUACGUGUACGUGAGUCCUUUGGGUGUGCGUAGUCAGUGCUAAAAUAAAAGGUCCUGAUGGCAGGGAGCUCGACUCCAGUGAUUUACUAGGCUGUCCACACCACCCCCUGUAGUGCCAUGCGAUUGAGGGCGGUGCAGUUUCCAUUACCAAGCAAUGAUGCAGCCAGUCAAUUAUGCUCUCAAUGGUGCAGCUGUAGAACUCUUUGAGGGCCCAUGCCAAAUACUUUCAACCUCCUGAGGGGGAAGAGGUGCGGUCUCGCCUUCUUCAUGACUGUGUGUGGACCAUUUUAAUAAGUACCUAAGUGAUUUGGGCACCGCGGAACUUGAAGCUCUCAACCCGGUGUGGAUGGAGGCGUGCUCGCCCCCUGUUUCCUGUAGUCCAUGAUAUGCUCCUUGGCCUUUCUGAGGUUGAAGGAGAGGUUGUUGACCUGGUCACUUCCUCCCUGUAGGCCAAGUGUUCCCAAACGUUUUGGGCCUGCGACCCCGUUUUGAUAUCAUUUUGUUUGGGUGACCCCCCCACCCAUGUGAAAAAAUGUAUGUAAUCAAUGGCCAAUGUUUACUUUUGUAAUUUGGGCUAUGACAGACAGUCUGACAGUAUUUUUUACAGUAUUUCAAUCUGAAGACAGUAUGGUUUGAAGUGACUAACAUGCAUCGGAAAGGUAUUUAGAAGUUCAGAAGAUCACCAGGCAAUAAUGUUUUAUGAUCGUUGAUGAUAUUCUUGUCCACCAGUCUGAUUUAGUGCCUGGUCUUGUCCAUUCGGUUCUAAUGGCUUGUGGGCAGAGUAGAGGGAAACAGUAUGUACAUAGAUGUUCCUGAGAGUCGUAUCUUUCAGUGAUGGGGUCAUAAUACUUUGUAGCUUAAACCUUUGAAAAGAUGGAGCCACGUUUGUAGGAAGAAAACAGAAACCGGUCUUUUUAUUACAACCACAUCCAGCGGCUAUCGGAGGUUUCUGACCUAACCCCGGUUCUAUGAACCAAGUGCAAAAAUUAUCUCCUCACCACGUUUUCAAGUCAGGUGACCCCCUCAUGGGGUUGCGACUCCUAGUUUGGGAAACCCUGCUGUAGGCUGUCUCAUCAUCACCGGUGAUCAGGCCUACCGCCGUCGUGUCGUCAGCAAACGUGAUGAUGGUUUUGGAGUCGUGCACGGCCACGCAGUGGUUGGAAACUACCUCCGUAUGUUCAGGGGCUCUCUGUAUAAAAGGUACCCAUCACUCUGGAGGAGGUUAGCCUCAGUAGAGGAAAGGAAGAAGAUUGUAGCAUCAUCACACGCCACAAGUGUGACUCUGCUGAAGGCGUCCGAAUGUGAAGAGAUCUUUGAGGGGAAUGAUGAGAAGUACAAAGCGGUUUCCAUAAGCACAGAGCUACCAGCGUACCUCAGGGAGCAGAAGGCGAAGAGGAGCAGCCAGUGGGUACCCACGCUGCCCAAUAGCUCCCACCACCUGGACGCUGUGCCCUGCUCCACCACCAUCAACCGCAACCGCAUGGGCCGCGACAAGAAGAGGACCUUCCCCCUGUGCUUUGACGACCACGACCCGGCGGUGAUCCACGAGAAUGCGUCUCAGGCCGAGGUGUUGGUUCCCAUUCGUCUGGACAUGGAGAUUGACGGGCAGAAGCUUCGAGAUGCCUUCACCUGGAACAUGAAUGAGAAGCUGAUGACUCCGGAGAUGUUUGCUGAGAUCCUGUGUGACGACCUGGACCUGAACCCCCUGGCCUUUGUCCCAGCCAUCGCCUCAGCUAUCCGUCAGCAGAUAGAGUCCUACCCCACAGACAGCAUCCUGGAUGAACAGACCGACCAGAGGGUCAUCAUCAAGCUGAACAUCCACGUUGGGAACAUCUCCCUGGUGGACCAGUUUGAGUGGGACAUGUCGGAGAGGGAGAACUCUCCGGAGACGUUUGCCCUGAUGCUGUGCUCCGAGCUGGGCCUGGGAGGAGAGUUUGUUACUACCAUUGCCUACAGCAUCCGCGGCCAGCUCAGCUGGCACCAGAGGACGUACGCCUUCAGUGAGAACCCCCUGCCAACGGUGGAGAUUGCCAUCCGCCACACAGGCGACGCUGACACAUGGUGCCCUCUGCUGGAGACCCUGACAGAUGCAGAGAUGGAGAAGAAGAUCAGGGACCAGGACAGGAACACCAGGCGAAUGAGACGACUUGCCAACACUGCCCCCGCCUGGUAGAGAGAAGCACCAAUAAGCUACUACAGAGCCUCUAGUCCAGUGGUUCCCAACCUUUUUGAACCGUGGCACACCUUGAUGGGAUAUACAAUUCUGCGGCACACCAAAAAUAUCCCUAUUAAUUUAUUUAGUGGUAAUGACCUCCAUCUGAUUUAUAUUGCAUAUCAUCUAUUUUCUGUGACAAAUGUUUAUUAAAUAGGGUUUGUGUUAAGUAUUUUCAUAGUUCCUUACACAUGAUGGUUCACUUGUGUAUACCCCUUUAAGAGCAUCCCGCAAAUCUGAGCCAGAAAGAAUAAAAUGUAGGUAUUGGGUAAAUAGGUAUUUAGUUUUGAACGGUCUGUGCUAGAGGUGCAACCACGGACACAAAGCCAAGUUCCGUUUGUUUUUAUGGCAAGAGGCUGUGGUAUAGCUAAGCCCAGAGCCAUAUAUUAAGAAAUAAAUUACUCUCGCUAAGCCUAAUUAAUCAAAUUUACAAGCGCUAAUGGUUAUCACAGACUCAGUAAAAUAAUAAAAAUGACUUUGCUCGUGAUGCGAGCCCCUCAAAUGAUACAAAAGUAACAGCCUGAGCGCACUGGACUUGGAACAACGAUACAGAUGUAACAAUGUACCAUUUAAUGUAUUAUCUGACUUGCACAGGUGCUCCCUGCUUCUAGUCAGCCAACAGUCAACUCCUAUGGGCCCUCUGUGGAGACACACACAAACAAACGUGACAAUAGACAUUCAACUGGUCCCUUCUUACAGCCCCCAUAAUAUUAAACUAACUCUAUGCUUGAUUGUCAUGCUAAUCCAGUACCAAUGUCACAUCUCUACUCCCAUUAAUUAGAAAAAUGACAUCUGAUCCCAGAUCAGGGACUGUUCAAGGAGCCUUAUCCAUUUCUAGCCCCUCUAGUGGUUCAACCGCUACUCCUUUCUGAUGAGAUGAGGCGACGUGGUAUAUAAAAGGUGCCAUGGGUAAGAGUGUAUUUGUCCGUAUGAAAUGUAGCCUUUGUCGAUUCUACGGACUCACCAUCUAAGUGAGCUCUACCUAUAAUACUGCUUUGAUGCACUCAUAUCUCUCAUGAUAGACAAUGCUGACUUGAUCUGUCUGUUAAUAGAAACACUCUUUUAGUACAUUUUUUUGUUUUUAGUUUCCUUUUUUAAUGAAAUAACAUAAACCAGAUAUUUGAAAUGAAUAUUAUAUGUUGCUCUACAAAUUCUUGUUGAGUCAGCAAGUUGCACAAUCAAGUGGGCUAUUAUUAUUUUUCACUGUGAGGCACAGUGCAUUCGGAAAGUAUUCAGACCCCUUGACUUUUUCCACAUUUUGUUAGUUACAGCCUUAUUCUAAAAUGGAUGAAAUUGUUUGUUUUUUUUCACUCAAUCAUCACACAAUACCCCAUGAUGACAAAAUGAAAAACAGGUUUUUAGAAAUGUUUGCAAAUGAAUACAAAAAACCCCAGAUACCUUAUUUACAUAAGUAUUCAGACCCUUUGCUAUGAGACUUGAAAUUGAGCUCAAGUGCAUCCUGUUUCCAUUGAUCAGCCUUGAGAUGUUUCUAGGACUUGGAGUCCACCUGUGGUAAAUCAGUUGAUUGGACAUGAUUUGGAAACGCACACACCUGUCAAAUCAGAUUGUAUUAGUCACAUGCGCCGAAUACAACAUGUAUAGACCUUACAGUGAAAUGUUUACUUAGCCUGGUCGCAAAUUAGUCUUCCAAAUGGACAAUGACCCCAAGCAUACGUCCAAAGUUGUGGCAAAGUGGCUUAAAAAGGACAACAAAGUCAAGGUAUUGGAGUGGCCAUCAAAGCCCUGACCUCAAUCCUAUAGAGAAUUUGUGGGCAGAACUGAAAAAGUGUGUGUGCGCAAGGAGGCCUACAAACCUGACUCAGUUACACCAGCUCUGUCAGGAGGAAUGGGACAAAAUUCACCCAACUUAUUGUGGGAAGCUUGUGGAAGGCUACCCGAAACAUUUGACCCAAGUUAAACAAUUUAAAGGCAAUGCUACCAAAUACUAAUUGAGUGCAUGUAAACUUCUGACCCACUGGGAAUGUGAUGAAAGAAAUAAAAGCUGAAAUAAAUCAUUCUCUCUACUAUUAUUCUGACAUUUCACAGUCUUAAAAUAAAGUGGUGACCUAAGACAGGGUCUUUUUACUAGGAUUAAAUGUCAGGAAUUGUGAACUGAGUUUAAAUGUAUUUGGCUAAGGUGUAUGUAAACUUCCGACUUCAAUUGUAUGUCAUUUUGGAGUCCCUUUUAUUGUAAAUAACAAUAUAAUACAGUGCCUUCAGAAAGUA